Penicillium roqueforti is the source of this 2550-nucleotide messenger RNA. RefSeq names its product putative C6 transcription factor (Ctf1B) (gene farB1). Gene Ontology annotation, biological process: DNA-templated transcription; regulation of DNA-templated transcription. The record is from RefSeq and is a predicted model, not a curated record. Gene Ontology annotation, molecular function: DNA-binding transcription factor activity, RNA polymerase II-specific; DNA binding; zinc ion binding. Lineage: Eukaryota; Fungi; Ascomycota; Eurotiomycetes; Eurotiales; Aspergillaceae. Bases 1 to 2550 code for a protein of 849 amino acids. The transcript is spliced from 3 exons.
AUGACCGAUACUGAAUCUGGGAAACGAAAGGCCUCCACGGCCGGUCUCUCCGCUCAUAACCGUCCCGUGAAGAGACGCGCCUCGAAGGCUUGCUGUUGUUGCCGUGCCCGUAAAGUGCGCUGUGAUGUGGUGGAGAAUGGCUCUCCAUGCACGAAUUGCCGGUUAGACCAGGUCGAGUGCGUGGUCACCGAGAGUAAACGCAGAAAGAAGUCUCGCAUUGAGAUAGAGAACCUUUCGGAGUCUCCGGAGGGCUCGGAGGAGAAUCCUUUCUCCCGCCUUAGUGAUCUUUCAGGAUUGGCCGAUUUGGUACCGACAUCUCCCUCGCAAGCCUCUGUGGAUCUUGACCACGGUCAACAUAUGCCUCAUCUACUAUAUCAAAAUCAGGCUCAACGCAUCGGUUCCGACGACCACUAUCGACGCCGCAUGGCUCCGAACCCAGCCGUUCCCGCUUCAAUGCCAUUAGCCAAUGUGACCUCGCAAAUCCAACAACUAUUAGACCCCAAUUUCGGCAAUACGAGACCCGGGAGUGGUUUCCUCCCGGAUUACAUCCGAGGACUUCCCGCACGACUUCAGAAAGAGGAUAUUGACUACUUGGCCGUCAAGGGUGCCUUGACUAUCCCCGAUGUGACACUACGGAACGAACUCUUGAAAAGCUAUAUUCACUAUGUCCACACAUAUAUGCCCUUGCUCGAUCUGGAGGAGUUCCUGCAGAAUAUCGUCCAGAAUGAUGGAAUCCACCGCAUCAGUCUGCUUCUCUUCCAGGCUGUCAUGUUUGCCGGUGUGGCCUUCAUUGAUAUGAAGCAUCUGCAGGCCGCCGGCUACCAGACUCGCAAGGUCGCCCGGAAAGUCUUCUUCCAGCGUGCUCGUCUCCUAUACGAUUUCGACUACGAGGUGGACCGCAUCUCGCUUGUUCAAUCGCUUCUGCUCAUGACCUACUGGUACGAAACUCCCGACGACCAAAAGGACACUUGGCAUUGGAUGGGGGUGAGUCUAUCUUUAGCCCACACAAUCGGCCUUCACCGGGAUCCCGGCAACUCGCGGAUGGAUAUCCGUCGGCAACGCAUGUGGAAGCGGAUAUGGUGGAGCACCUACACCCGUGACCGACUGAUUGCCCUAGGCAUGCGACGGCCUAUGCGUGUCAAGGAUGACGAUUGUGAUGUGCCUAUGCUGAGUCUCGAUGACUUCGAAUUCCACCCUUUCUCCCCCGAGAUCGUGGCGAUUGUUGGCAACUCGGAGAUUCUCCAGAAUGUCAGCCACCAGCGCGAGCUCGCCUUGAUGUUCAUCGAGAAAGCGAAGCUCUGCCUCUGCGUCAGCCAUGUAUUAUCUGCCCAGUACUCGGUCCUCAGCCAUAAGUUUGGUGGCACCAUGGAGACCACCAUGAUGCUCGUCCCGAAGAAAUCCACCGCGGAGACCUUCGAGGUACGAAGUUGUGACCAGGAAUUGGAGGACUGGCUGGCCAACCUCCCCGUCGAAACCCAAUAUGCACCAUCCAACGGAUCGAAACUAUCCGAAGCAGACGAAGUGCUUCACUCCCAUCGCGCUUUGUUGAAGAUGGUCUAUCUCACCACAUCUAGCGCUCUGCACCGCCCGCAAGUCCUCCCCGCCGUUCCCUACCCAUCCGCAGACGCCGAACUCCAAGACAUGUCCCGAAAGAAGGUGCGAUUCGCCGCAGUCGAGAUCACUGCCAUCGCCCAGGACUUGCAUUGCCUCGACCUGACCCGGUACUACCCCACCACCGGUGUCACAGUCCUUCUACCAGCCGUCAUCAUACAUCUCCUCGACAUCAAGUCCACCGACCCAAGCAUCCGCAUGACAAGCCUCCAGCGCUUCUAUCAAUGCAUGCGAAUCCUCCAACGCCUGCGCGAAAUCUACGCCUCUGCCGACUUCGCCACCUCCUUCCUCGAAGCCGCAAUUCGCAAAGCAGGCAUUCAGCUUACUAUCUCUCCCCAAGACAUCCAGCCUUCUCCAGCCUCAUCAAAUCCCCGCGAACAACCUACCACAUCCUCAGAUCCCUUCAAUCUCUCUACGACCACCAACACCACCAUCCCCUCCCGCCUGCACACCCUCACGCCCCCGCCGGAUUCCCUCGCUCAGAAGAUCCCGGAUCUCACAUACCCCAAACUCUCCGGUCCUUCCGCGGGCGGACGGUCUACCGGAGACAUUUUUGCUUCGACACCACCGCACUCCGACGGAAGCGAGAACGGCAGCACCAAUAACCUCAAUCUGAAUGCCAACCACAACAAGGACCCCAAUGCCUUUGCUAUGCCCUCUGAAAUGAGUCUCACCGAACUCAUGGAUCUGGCAAAUGAUGCCGAAGUCACCCAGAAUGACUUCGAUGCACUUAUUAACUUUGACGAUCCGGGCAACACCGAUUUCUUUGCCGAUGACAACGCACAACCAAACGGUCUCCCGACCCAUGAGAAGGGCUUUGAUUUUGAGGUUGAUAACGUGAACAUGAUGGGCUUCGAUGCUGAAACUAAGACUGUUGAUUUCGCCCAUCUGGCGGGGAACGGUAUGUCCGAGCAUGAGUCUAUGAAGCUUUCAGAAUGA